AGAUAAAAAGCCCACGGUGGCCCAGCAGCUCACAGCAUUCCCUUCUUGCCCUCUCGGCCUGCCCUCCAGCCCCUCUGCAGCUAUGAGGUCCUCUGUGUCUCGGCAAACAUACUCCACCAAAGGGGGCUUCAGCUCCAACUCUGCCAGUGGAGGGGCUGGGGCUGGGACUCACACCAGCUUUAGCUCAGUGACGGUGUCCCGGAGCAGUGGCAGUGGUGGCAGGGCCCGCUGUGGCCCCAGUACAGGUGGCUUUGGCAGCCGGAGCCUCUAUAACUUGGGGGGCCACAAGAGCAUCUCUGUCAGUGUGGCUGGAGGGGCCUCUGCGGGGCGGGCUCUGGGAGGCUUCGGCUUUGGCAGCAGGGCAUUUACUGGACUGGGGGCUGGCAGGCAGACGUUCGGGCCCACCUGUCCUCCUGGGGGGAUCCAGGAGGUCACUGUCAACCAGAGUCUGCUGACUCCCCUCAAUGUGGAGAUCGACCCCGAGAUCCAGCGGGUGCGCACUCAGGAGCGCGAGCAGAUCAAGAUCCUCAACAACAAGUUCGCCUCCUUCAUUGACAAGGUGCGGUUCCUGGAGCAGCAGAAUAAGGUGCUGGAGACCAAGUGGGCGCUGCUGCAGGAGCAGGGCCAGAACCUGGGUGGCACCAGGAACAACCUGGACCUCCUGUUCGAGGCCUACCUGGGCAACAUGCGGAGCGUGCUGGACAGACUUCAGGGCGAGCGGGGAAGGCUGGACUCCGAGCUCAGGAACGUGCAGGACCUCGUGGAGGACUUCAAGAACAAGUACGAGGAUGAAAUCAACAAGCGCACUGCUGCCGAGAACGAGUUUGUGGUGCUCAAGAAGGAUGUGGAUGCAGCAUACAUGGGCCGGAUGGAUCUGCAAGGCAAAAUGAACUCCUUGACCCAGGAGAUUGACUUCCUGCAGCAACUCUAUGAAAUGGAGCUGAGCCAAGUGCAGACUCAUGUGUCUGACACCAACGUGGUGCUGUCCAUGGACAACAACCGAAACCUGGACCUGGACAGCAUCAUCGCCGAGGUCAAGGCCCAGUAUGAGCUGAUUGCCCAGAGGAGCCGGGCUGAGGCCGAGGCCUGGUACCAGACCCAGUAUGAGGAGCUGCAGGUGACGGCUGGGAAGCAUGGGGACAACCUGCGGGACACCAAGAACGAGAUUGCUGAGCUCACCCGCACCAUCCAGAGGCUGCAGGGGGAGGUGGAUGCAGCCAAGAAGCAGUGUCAGCAGCUGCAGACAGCCAUUGCGGAAGCGGAGCAGAAAGGGGAGAUGGCACUCAAGGAUGCUCAGAAGAAGCUUGCGGAUCUGGAUGUGGCCCUGCACCAGGCCAGGGAGGACCUGGCCCGACUGCUGAAGGAGUACCAGGAGCUGAUGAAUGUGAAGCUGGCCCUGGACGUGGAGAUUGCCACUUACCGCAAGCUGCUGGAGAGCGAGGAGAGCAGGAUGUCUGGAGAAUGUCCAAGUGCAGUCAGCAUUUCCGUGACUGGGAACUCCACCACUGUGUGCGGAGGUGGUGCAGCCGGAUUUGGAGGUGGCAUUUCCCUGGGUGGCAGUGGGGGGGCCACCAAGGGUGGGUUCAGUACAAAUGUGGGCUACAGCACUAUCAAGGGAGGGCCCGUCUCUGGGGGCACCUCCAUCCUGCGGAAGACCACCACGGUCAAGACGUCCAGCCGGAGGUAUUAGCUGCUGAGCCCUGCAAGGGCCCCUGCAAUCUUCUCCCUUCCCUCCUCACCCCACCUCUGCUGCCAUUCUUAGCCACUUCUCAGGAGCAGGAACAGCCAGGGGACCUCAGAUCCAGGGUACUUUCAUACCAGACUAUUUGCAUUUUGGGAAGUGCUCAAAUCGACUCAGGUUUUCUCCUUGGUUCCGCGGUAGGAUGGGAGGGGAGGUUAAAGUUACCAGCUUGAGUGAUAUGCUUGGGUGACUUGGGGAUGGUCUUUUGACCACUGAGAGGAGGCUCAAUUUCCCAAGCCAUUAGGAGAGAGAGAAAUUGGGAAUGGUCCCUAAAGACCCUUCAACCUCCCCAGUCCCCCACCAGACCCACCCUCUCCCUGAAUCUACCCACAUCCCCCUUCCCUGUCUGUGUCUCAAUAAAGGGAACAACUGCGGCUAGCUGUCUGUGGCUGCAGUCUGUUCUGCCUGGGGAACUGAAA
This is a messenger RNA of Callithrix jacchus (white-tufted-ear marmoset), 2160 nucleotides long. It is a transcript of the gene KRT79, whose product is annotated as keratin 79. Lineage: Eukaryota; Metazoa; Chordata; Mammalia; Primates; Cebidae. Gene Ontology annotation, biological process: keratinization; intermediate filament organization. The record is from RefSeq and is a predicted model, not a curated record. Gene Ontology annotation, molecular function: structural constituent of skin epidermis. Gene Ontology annotation, cellular component: keratin filament.